Molecule: messenger RNA, 3843 nt
Organism: Wallemia ichthyophaga EXF-994
Lineage: Eukaryota; Fungi; Basidiomycota; Wallemiomycetes; Wallemiales; Wallemiaceae
Product: Pre-mRNA-splicing factor CEF1
Exons: 9
Coding region: 1-3843 (1280 amino acids)
Biological process (GO): mRNA splicing, via spliceosome
Cellular component (GO): Prp19 complex; spliceosomal complex
Source: RefSeq, a predicted model, not a curated record
AUGAGAAUAAUCGUAAAAGGUGGUGUUUGGAAGAAUACCGAGGAUGAAAUAUUAAAGGCUGCUAUAUCCAAGUAUGGUAAGAAUCAGUGGGCUAGAAUAUCGUCUCUCUUAGUUCGUAAAACACCAAAGCAAUGUAAAGCUCGUUGGUAUGAGUGGUUAGAUCCUUCAAUAAAGAAGACUGAGUGGUCAAAACUCGAGGAUGAGAAGUUACUCCACUUGGCCAAGUUAAUGCCCACUCAAUGGCGUACUAUUGCUCCUAUCGUUGGUAGAACUGCCACUCAAUGUCUCGAACGCUAUCAACAACUCCUCGACGAAGCUGAACGCCAAGAGAACGUUGAUCUUGGUUUAUCUGGCCCUGGCGAUGAAGCUGGUCCAAGUGAUGACAUGCGUAAACUAAAACCUGGUGAAUUAGACACUGACCCAGAAUCCAAACCCGCAAAACCUGAUCCUAUCGAUAUGGAUGAAGAUGAGAAGGAAAUGCUUAGUGAAGCUCGCGCUAGACUUGCAAACACUCAAGGUAAGAAAGCUAAACGUAAAGCACGUGAACGUCAACUUGAGGAAGCUCGUCGUUUAGCUGUUCUUCAAAAGCGUCGUGAAUUGAAAGCUGCAGGUGUCAUUUCAAGGAUACGUGAGAAGAAAAAGGGCGUUGAUUACAACGCGGAUAUUCCUUUCGAGAAACAGCCUGCUAUUGGUUUCUAUGAUGUUGGUGAAGAACGCGCAAAGACUUACGAUUCCUCCAUCGGUAAAUCAAGAAUGGAAGCUGAAGGUAAACGCAAAUCAGAUAAAGGUGAUGAUGAUCGUCGCAAGAAGCAGAAAACUUCUAAUAAAGAAUCUAAUGAUAAAUUUCAAGCUGCUCGUGAAGCUCAAAUUGCCAAACUCAAAGAAGCUGACAAAAUAUCUGCUCGUCGUAAAUUAGACCUACCAACUCCUCAAGUGGGUGAAAAGGAACUUGAAGAUAUCGUCAAACUUGGUCAAGCAGGUGAAAGUGCUCGUGAGCUUGUUGAGGAUGGUCAAGGCUCUACUCAAGGUUUACUCAGUGACUACGACGCUCUUGGUCCUGUACAAAAUCUGCGCACUCCUCGUACUGAACAAGGCGAGGAUAAUGUGAUGAGUGAAGCACGCAAUUUGAGAAACAUGACAGCAAGUCAAACACCUUUACUUGGUGAGGAGAAUACACCGAUCCAUGAGCAGAAAGGUGGUACAGGUUAUGAUUCGGCCACUCCACGACACGCACCAAACUUCACUCCCAACCCUCUAGCCACGCCUAGUCAAGUUGGUCCAGGAGCUACACCACUCAAAACACCUAUGCGCGAUACACUCUCAAUCAAUCGCACAGAUGGUAUCUCUGAAGCAUUCGAAACACCCGCUGAGCGUAAAUUCAGCGAAAAGUCUGAACGUGCUAGGCUGAAGAUGGGUUUUAAGAGUCUACCCACACCUCAAAACAACUUCGAAAUUGAAAUGCCUGAAGAUGAGGUGAACGAGGAUGGUGAUAGUGUUGCUAUAUCGCGUAAAGAGGAUGCAGCAGAGCGUGAUGCACGUAUUGCAGCUGCUAUUGUUGAAGAAGAGCGCAAAAUAGCAUCUCGACGUUCAUCCGCAAUCAAACUCAGUCUACCGCGUCCAAUUAAUGUGGAUGCUGCCCAGCUUCUUGGCUCGCUAACGCUCAAUGAAAAGACAGUAGAUGAGAUGAUAGAGAAUGAAUAUCUCAGGUUGGUAGUUCACGAUGCAGUGUAUUACCCACUCCCUGGAUCUACACCUGCCAAAGAUAUUGAUGAAAUCACUCAGCUUCCAGAUGAAGCUGUUGAAGCCGCUAAAGCGGCUGUGAAUACUGAGCUUGCAGCAAGGAUGGGUGUACCUGGUGCCAACGCUGAUGCAGUCAAACGCAGUCUUUUAGUAUCGAUUGAAGGACAACUUGAUGCUAUACCAGCAGGUGAAUUCGCUUACUCAUCAUCUAAGAAGGCAGUUGUCAGUGUAAAUGAGCUCAGUGAGGUUGAGAAGGUCAAAUAUUAUGAAGCCAGAUUCAACAGUAUCAAGGAAAGAUUAACGAAUGACGCGAUUAAGACAGCAAAGCAGGAAAAGAAGCUUGGGGUGAAAUUGGGUGGAUAUAUUGCACGUAAGGAUGUGUUAUCGAAGAGAUUACUUGACGCUUUCAAUGCGAAUGAGAUUGGAUCUAUUGAAAGAGAGGCAUUUGGUCAACUGGCACUGAAUGAGCGUGAAGCUGCACCAAUUCGUGUGAAUAGACUCGAAAAGGAGGUCUCGUUUAUGCAACAGCGUGAAGCUGAACUUCAAUCAAGAUAUAAGGAAAUGGACAUGGAAAGACAUCGCCGUGAGCAAAUCAUUGAAGGAUUAGAGGAAGAGGAAGCAGAGCGUCUUAAUGAAAUAGCGCUAGCUGAUGGGGUUGAUUCAAAACCAUCACGAUCAAUAAUGAAGACCAACGCAGUGGUGAUUUCUUUGGCACUUAGCACAGCUGCCGUAGAAGCCAAUUGGUUCGAUAGCAAGCCACACAGCCUUAAGGAUUGGAAUGCUGAUCAACUUCAAGGCUGGCUCAAGGAAAACAAAAUUAGUUUCCCUGAUAACGCAAAUAAGGAUGAUUUGCUUAGAUCCGUGCACAAGAGCUGGGAUACUAUAGCAAACCAUCAGCAACGUCUUCUUAAUGACUUGAAAGACGAGACGAUUGAUAGUUGGGAUGAGUCUAAAAUACGCCAAUACCUCCUCGAAAAUGGCGUCGUUGCUCCAAGCUCAAAUGUAGAAGAAUUGCGCGUGUUAGUGAAGCAAUUAGUCACUGAAGUUCGCUCCUCUGCCUCCUCUGCAUCCGCUCAAGCAACUGCCCAUGCCGCGUCCGCUUACGAUUCAAGCAAGGAAUACGCUAAGGAUCAUAUUCAUUUCGUUCAAGAUUACGUUCUUAACGAGCUCAAUGACUCCAAAGACUUCAUUUACUCCACUUGGAAUGACAACGACUUGCGCUCUUUCCUCGAGAGAAAGGGUGUUAUUCGAACUAAUGUUCAAGUUAAACGCGAUGAUCUGCUUAAAAGUAUGCGUCAUUACUACGCUGCUGCCACAGACCCUGUAUACGCUGCUUGGUCAGACAAUUACAUCAGACACUGGCUUCAGAACAAUGGCGUCAUCAAGUCCAAGACGGCUCAGACUCGUGACGAAUUACUCAACUUGAUGAAGGACAACUACUAUGACGCAAAGAGCUAUGUCUACAACAGCUGGUCUGACAACCAAAUUCGCAGCUGGCUAAUCGACAAUGGCUACCUCAUGUCAAGAGAACAGAAAACACGCCAAGAACUUCUCGAUCUCAUCGACAAGUACUUUACUACAUCCCGUAACACUGUCAUAUCUUCUUGGCACACAAGCGACCUCCGUCAAUGGGCUAUCGAGCACAACCUCAUCAAGUCAGAUGUACAAAUUAAGCGUGAAGAUUUGGAAAAGUUGGCCCACAAAAAGUACGACAAGUUAACGCAAGCUGCUUCACCAUACAUUGCAUGGACUGAUGCCAGAUUGCGUGGAUGGUUGAGAGCACACUCUCCAGACAUGAACGCAGCCAACAAGACACGCACUGAACUUAUCAGUGAGGUGAGAAAGCGCUACUCAGCAACACAGGGCUAUGGUGAAUCUCUCAAGGGCACUAUCAUGUCUUAUGUUGAUUUCGGUUUGCAUUCUAUCGAUCACUUUUAUGCAUACCUCACUGGCACGGCUCAGUCACUCGCUGAACGCGCACAGGAAAAGGCGGAGGUGCUUGGUAAAUCGGCUGACGCGGCGUCUUCCUCCGCUGCAAGCGCUGCGUCAUCUGCAUCUUCCUUGGUCGCUAAGGCUUCCCACUCUGCCAAACAAGAGCUUUGA